GUGGGCAAGAUGGUGGCGCGCAGGAAGAAGCGUGCCCCGCAGAACUCUGAGGAUAGAAUCCCGAGCCCACUGGGCUACUCAGCGGUUCCGAUCAAGUUCUCUGAAAAGCAGCAGUUUUGUCACUACCUGUAUAUGAGAGAGCACAGAGUUCGAGAAGGCACCAAGUCUUCCUGGCCUCAGAAGAGGACCCUUUUUGUCCUCAAUGUGCCCCCGUACUGCACAGAGGAGUGCCUGUCCCGCCUCCUCGCCCCGUGUGGCCCCGUCCAGUCAGUGGAGUUUCACGGGAAGCCCGAGCUCACCGAUAGCCCGAAGGAGCCAAAGUCGAAGUUUUUCCACCCCAAGCCCGUUCCGGGGUUCCAGGUGGCCUAUGUGGUGUUUCGGAAGCCCGGUGGGGUGGCGGCCGCCAUGGCCCUGAGGGGCCCUUUGCUGGUGUCAACGGAGAGUCACCCCGUGCAGAGUGGCGUUCACAAGUGGAUCCGUGACUACACAGACUCCGUCCCGGACCCGGAGGCCCUGAGGGUUGACGUGGACACGUUCAUGGAGACGUAUGACAAGAAGAUAGCCGAGGAGGAAGCUAAGGCCAAGGAGGAGGAAGGGGUCCCUGACGGCGAGGGCUGGGUGAAGGUGACCCGCCGAGGUCGGCGGCCCGCGCUGCCCCGGACGGAGGCGGCCAGCCUGCGGGUGCUGGAGAGGGAGAAGAGGAAACGCGCCCGCAAGGAGCUGCUCAACUUCUACGCCUGGCAGCACCGCCAGACCAAGAUGGAGCAUCUAGCACAGCUGCGCAAGAAGUUCGAGGAGGAUAAGCAGAGGAUUGAACUGAUGCGGGCCCAACGCAAGUUCCGACCCUACUGAGCUGGCUCAGGAUUGAUUUCAACGUCUCAGUAAUGAGACCAUUGGCUCCUUUUUGUCGCAGUUCUCUGCGCACAUCGUUGCAUCCUUGGCUUGCUCUGGAAAACAAGAAACCAGGGUUUCUUUCUGGUCCACUUCCGGACAGUGCCCUCUGGCCUGGCCUGUUCCCCAGGAUCCCCCUACAUCAGGGCCCCUCUGAGCUCAGAUUAAUUCAGGAUUCAGCCCCUCGGUACGCAGCGCACUUGGAAUCCCAGGACCACCCACAGACUGCCACCGAGUGGUAGAGCCGUGCACCGCUGGAGUCUGCUUUGGGGAGAUAAUGAUCACCCAUUUUAAGUGUGUCCUUCCAUGCUUCUUACUGUACUUACAGGAUUGUGCAGUCAUAACUACAGUCGAUGUAGAAGGUUUUCAUCACCUCAGAAAAUCACCCCACUGUGUUGUGUCUCACACACAGCUGCCGUGCUGCCCACGCCCUCCCGUGGCUGUGCUCUCCUUCCACGCACCAGCUGCCGGAGGCUUCCCAAGAAAGACGCCACUCUGGUCUCGCAGUGGGAGAACUGGGGACCUCGUGCCAGGGACACCUGGAGGUUCCUAGCGCCCACGGCUUGUCUCGGGGGCUGGGUUCAGACUCACGUGGGCCUGCAGCUUCAUGAAGGGUACCAGUUGGUCUCUGCUGGUGAAUUGAAUGCAAUACUGUUUGCAGAGACAAAAACCAUAGUGAAUUCUCAGCACCAGGCACGGCUUGAGGGUGUGAAGCCCAUCUCUCUUGUGGACUUGGGGUACCUGGAAGGGCCACUUCACCCACGUACCUCUGACCACCUUGUCCUAUGACCAUUUACGAUCUGCUGUCCCCUAAAGUGACUGAGUCACACGUGACUUGGGUGCUCAAAAGGGAGCUGGUCCAAAUCGGGAUGUGCCAUCUUGGAUCACACACUGGGUUGUGAAGACUCAGCGUGGAAAACAAUGUCAGAUCGUCAGUGCUCUGUUACACUGGUUACCUACUGAAAGGGCGACAUCUGGAUGCUUGAGUGCCGAGUAUUGUUUCUACUGGAGAUGUGAGAUUACACGGGGCUCAUUCACGUCGGGCUGCUGUCGGGCUGCUCUCUCUGAGGACCCUCUGAGGGCUGCAGAACUCUGCUGUGUCCGAGGCUCAGCUUGCAGCUGAAGUCUUUAAAAAAAUUAAAAGACUAACCCUGGCUGGUGUAGCUCAGUGGAUUGAGCAGGAGCCUGCGAACCAAAACAUCGUGGUUCGAUUCCCAGUCACAGCACGUGCCUGGGUUGUGGGUCAGUUCCCAGCAGGGGAUGCACUGGAAGCAACCAUGCAUUGGUAUUUCAUUUCCUUUCCUUCCCUGUCUAAAGGUAAAAUUAAAAAAAAUAAAGAUUAAAAAAACUUUAAAAAAUAGACUGGCUGUUAAGUCACACUCAGUAGUCCCACACCGUCAAGACAGAUACCGAAUUUCUGCGAACACUCACGUGGAGCUGCCGCUUCCUCCACUAUCACUCAUCACCCCUGUUCGGCCUUGACCCCUCCAGCGAUGUCCUCCUCUCAGGCCCACCUGGGAACGUGUUUCUGGGUGCUUUGCCGUGAACAGGCUCCCAUAUCCACGGAGCCCGAUGAACCAAGGUUGACGGGAGACGCAGAC
Artibeus jamaicensis (Jamaican fruit-eating bat) is the source of this 2492-nucleotide messenger RNA. RefSeq names its product ribosomal RNA processing 7 homolog A (gene RRP7A). Gene Ontology annotation, cellular component: UTP-C complex; CURI complex. The transcript has 8 exons. The record is from RefSeq and is a predicted model, not a curated record. Gene Ontology annotation, molecular function: nucleic acid binding. Bases 10 to 852 code for a protein of 280 amino acids. Gene Ontology annotation, biological process: ribosomal small subunit assembly; rRNA processing. Lineage: Eukaryota; Metazoa; Chordata; Mammalia; Chiroptera; Phyllostomidae.